Molecule: messenger RNA, 606 nt
Organism: Haemonchus placei
Lineage: Eukaryota; Metazoa; Nematoda; Chromadorea; Rhabditida; Trichostrongylidae
Source: the annotation of a GenBank genome assembly
UUCGAUCCACGAGUUGGUAGAUGGGAGGAGAUUUGUCCAAUGUCAACACGCCGACGUCGUCAUGGAUCUGCAGUGCUCUAUAAUGAAUUGUAUGCAGUGGGGGGAUCCAACGGAGAUUCGUGCAGACUGAGGUCUGCUGAGAAGUACGAUCCCCGAACUAACAAUUGUUUUCAGCUAGGACUGGCUGCAGUCAAUGGAAAACUGUAUGUUAUUGGUGGCUAUGAUCUUUCUUCGAUUGAAGUUUUCGAUCCUUGGACGAACCUAUGGAAACACCACAGUAACAUGAACUACAAGUCAGUUGAUGUCCAUGAUUAUUUGCUCAUUUUUAAGGCUUUCCUCGUCAAUACAAGCUCUUUUAGACAUAAUUUUCCCGGAGUGGCUGUACUACAAAAGCCAUAUGAAUCAAAAAGCAAUAGCGGACAACUGUUUAGCUGCUUUCAUAGUCCGCCGGCCGGCCGGCGUGCCGGCGUGGAGGCAGUGCUAGCGGGGAGGAGGGAGGGGUUGAAAACCUCAGUUUCGCGAGUUGCGACGGCAAUGGUAUCGUUGUUGCCGUCGCGACUCGCGCAUAGUGCAUCAGAUUUGAUUCUGAAUGGUCAAGGCGUUUGA